This is a messenger RNA of Didymosphaeria variabile, 1143 nucleotides long. RefSeq lists its product as uncharacterized. The record is from RefSeq and is a predicted model, not a curated record. The transcript is spliced from 2 exons. Lineage: Eukaryota; Fungi; Ascomycota; Dothideomycetes; Pleosporales; Didymosphaeriaceae. Bases 1 to 1143 code for a protein of 380 amino acids.
AUGCCCCUCGGUUUCGAGCGCAUCAACGAACGCACCCAGCGCCCGAAUGCCCACAUCAAUUUCAUUCGGCCGCUGCCCGGUGCGACCGCAAAGACCGCCGAAGAGAUCCUCAACCGCGUCGCUGCCAUCUGCUAUCCCUUCAUGAAAUCGAACACGAUCCUCGUCCAAGCCCUCGAAGAGUUUCCUUUCAACCGAGAGUUCGUCGGUCGCAACUUCAAUGCUGGCGAAGUCAUACAACUUGUACUACGAGAUAGAAACGGCAUGUGGCUUCCACAGAGAAUGAUAGAGAUGGUUAUGGUCCACGAGCUUGCACAUUGCAAGCAGAUGAACCAUUCUCCCUCAUUCUGGAAGGUUAGGAACGCCUAUGCUGACGAGCUGAGAGCUCUAUGGACCAAGGGAUAUACCGGCGAGGGCUUGUGGGGACGCGGCAGAGAUCUGGACACCGGCGCGUUCCAGCAGGAAGGCGGAGACCCUGGGGAUAUGCCGGAACACAUCUGUGGCGGAACAUACGGCCGACGGUCCUCUAGGAAGAGGCGAAGGGGCCGCAAAGUCAAUGAGAAUCUCACCUAUGCGGAGCGUAAGCAGCGCCGGAUUCUGAGGAAGUUUGGCGCAGGCGGUCAGUCACUGGGAUCAGAUGAGGACACUAAGGUAAAGCUCGAAGGAGGCGUCGCGAAGAAGGGCAAGCCUAGAGUGGCGGGUAGCGCCCGAGGUCGAGAAUUACGGGCAGCAGCAGCACUGGCGCGUUUCGAUACACCAAAGAAAGAGCAGAUUGAGGUAAAGAAGGAAGAGACAUCCUCAGACAGCGAAACAGAAGACGAGGACACCAAUUCACUUGACGGAGAGGCAGCCAUCGACGUGGACGGCAAGAAGAUGACCGACGAGAAGGGCCGUGCGCUUGUGAAGAUUUGUGAAGACGAAGACACGAAAGAUGGCAAUGCACAGCGGGAGAUGGACGAGCUGCAAGCCGAAGCCAAAGUCAAGCAUGCCUGCAAGGUCGUCACUUACGAAGGCGAAGGCUUCUCAAUCCUCCGCCCGGUCCCCAGAAUCCGCGAAAUCGUUGCCCGCCAAAUCGAAAUCGAUCUCAAGCAGCACUCCAUCCGCAAAACCGUCCGCUCAAGUUAUCCACAUCGACGAAAUAUAUAA